GACAAGAUCUUCAGCUGGAAGGGGGUGCCUUGGGGUCCUGGGGGAGUACCCCCCUGCCCUCCUCCAGGGCCAGGGGACCAGCAUCUUCAGGCAGGAAAUACUCAGACCAUUGUGAGGCCCGGGCCUCCAGGCCUGGAAAGAGCCGCAUCCCUGGCCGUGACCACCGACGCUACUACCACGAUCACUGGCGGCUGGAGUACCUGAUGGACUUCAACGCUGCCCGGCAUGGCAUGGUGUGCAUGGUGUGCGGCAGCUCUCUGGCCACCCUCAAGCUCAGCACCAUCAAGCGGCACAUCCGCCAGAAGCACCCCUACUCCUUGCACUGGAGUCCCCGGGAGAAAGAAGUCAUCAGCAACAGCUGGGAUGCCCACCUGGGGCUGGGGGCCUGUGGAGAGGCCGAGGGCCUUGGGGUCCAGGGGCCUGAGGAGGAGGAGGAGGAGGAAGAGGAAGAGGAGGAGGAGGGGGCCAGCCUCCAGGCUUGCCCACCCAAGGGCCCAGGCAAAGCCUCAGCUGGUGGGGGCUGCCGGCGCCAGCGGCGAGGGGGCCCAGUGGCAUCCCGGCGCCGGCGCCUCUCCGCCUCCUCCCGGAGGGCCAGGGGCAGCAGGGGGCUGGGGGCCCGGCGCCUGGAGCGGAGGCUGAAGGAGUCCCUGCAGACCUGGUUCCGGGCUGAGUGUCUCAUGGACUAUGACCCGCGGGGGAACCGGCUGGUGUGCAUGGCUUGUGGCCGCGCGCUGCCCAGCCUGCACCUGGACGACAUCCGUGCCCACGUGCUGGAGGUGCACCCCAGCUCCUUGGGGCUCAGCGGCCCCCAGCGCAGUGCCCUGCUGCAGGCCUGGGGUGGCGAGCCGGAGGCGCUGUCUGAGCUCACCCGGCCCCCAGCAGACGAUGACCUCAUCCCCCAGGACCUGACCAGAAAGAGCCGGGACUUGGCCCCCGCUGCUGGAGCCCCCUCCUCUGGGGAUUUCAGCCCCCCAGACGUAAAGGAAGAGGCUGGCUGGGUCCCUGAGAGGCCCGGGCCGGCAGAGGAGGAGCCGGAGGAGGGCGCGGGGGCGGGGGCGGGGGGCCCGGGCCGGCAGUCCCGGGGCCGGGAACGCUGGCGGCUGGAAUACCUGCUGGAGCUGGACGGCGGCCGGCGCGGCCUGGUGUGCAUGGUGUGCGGGGGCGCACUGGCCUCUCUCGAGACGAGCGCCGUCGAGCGGCACGUCCGCCGACGCCACCCGGGCACCUCGCGCCUCGGCGGGCCUUUCCAGGAGUGGAGCGAGAAGGGCGCCCCGGGCUCGGAGGAGGGGGAAGGGGCGGAGGAACCGGAGGAGGCGUGGUGGGGCGACGUCCUGCUGUCCCCUGGAGCAGCGCUGGAGCGGCCCGCUGAGGAGGACGACGAUGAAGAGGACGGCCAGGAGCCGGUGGGGCUGGCCUUCCCGCGGCGGAACUACCAGCCGCGCUGGCGGGGCGAGUACCUGAUGGACUACGACGGCAGCCGGCGCGGCCUGGUGUGCAUGGUGUGCGGGGGCGCGCUGGCCACGCUCAAGGUGAGCACCAUCAAGCGGCACAUCCUGCAGGUGCACCCCUUCUCCAUGGACUUCACGCCCGAGGAGCGCCAGACCAUCCUGGAGGCCUACGAGGAGGCGGCGCUGCGCUGCUAUGGCCACGAAGGCUUCGGCCCGCCCGCCCCGGCGCCUCGCGACGGCGGCGCGGACCUCAAGCCGGGUGCCGUGUGCCGGGCGUAGCCGACUCAGCAGGGCCGGGCCGGGCGGGACGAGCGGGGCGGGGCGCUCUGGUGCUGGUGCUUCCUGGGCCCUCCGCAGCUGCCGCGCCCCCCGCUGGCCGGGCCGGGCCGGGCCGGGCGGGUCUUGGGGACAGGACUUAAGCUACUUCGGUGUCCCAGCC
Molecule: messenger RNA, 1887 nt
Organism: Chinchilla lanigera (long-tailed chinchilla)
Lineage: Eukaryota; Metazoa; Chordata; Mammalia; Rodentia; Chinchillidae
Gene: Zfta
Product: chromosome unknown open reading frame, human C11orf95
Biological process (GO): negative regulation of DNA-templated transcription
Source: RefSeq, a predicted model, not a curated record